This is a messenger RNA of Stegastes partitus (bicolor damselfish), 3158 nucleotides long. Its product is annotated as ataxin-2-like protein. Gene Ontology annotation, molecular function: mRNA binding. The record is from RefSeq and is a predicted model, not a curated record. The transcript is spliced from 23 exons. Lineage: Eukaryota; Metazoa; Chordata; Actinopteri; Pomacentridae. Gene Ontology annotation, cellular component: cytoplasmic stress granule. Gene Ontology annotation, biological process: cytoplasmic stress granule assembly. Bases 82 to 3057 code for a protein of 991 amino acids.
GUUGUUGUUUUCCAGCCGUGUACCGUGUUCGGCCUGUCAAACCGUGACUUCUCACCGGAGCGACGACACCGAAUAACCGGGAUGCACAUGACUAAAAAGAGCAGAAACACAAUGAAGCCGCCGUCUCAGACUCAGUCCUCUUCUGUCAGCAGCCUGGUAUUUGAAGGCGUCUACAACAACGCCCGCAUGCUUCAUUUCCUCACAGCGGUCGUGGGCUCCACCUGCGAUGUGAGAGUUAAAAAUGGCACCGUGUACGAAGGAAUCUUUAAGACGCUGAGCUCACAGUGUGAGCUGGCUGUGGAUGCUGUUCAUAAACGCAGUGAUGGAGAUGGAGGAGGAGGUGGAGGAGGUGAAGAAGGGGGAGGUCAGUCCUCUCCUCUUCCAAAGAUCGAGGAUAUAACUGAAACCAUGAUCUUCAGCCCGUCAGACCUCGUCACUAUGACCUGCCGGGACGUCGACCUGAACUUUGCCAUCAGAGACACUUUCACCGACACGGCGAUCAGCUCGUCGCGACUGAACGGCGAGCAUCGUGAGAAGGUGCUGCAGAGGUGGGACGGAGACGGAAACGGAGAAAACUUUGAGCUGGAGGCCGACACGUCAAACGGCUGGGACGCCAACGAGAUGUUCAAGUUCAAUGAGGAGACGUACGGCGUGAAGUCAACCUACGACUCCAGCCUUUCCAUGUACACCAUGCCUUUGGAGAAGGGCAACUCAGAGGUUUUCCGGCAGCGGGAGGCGCGAGCAGCCCGGUUAGCCAGCGAGAUCGAGAGCAACCUUCAGUAUCGCCGGCGGGUUUCUCUGGAGAAUGACGAGGGCCGGAGUGAGGAGGACAAGUUCAGCUCAGUGGUCCGAGACCGAGAGGACAGAGCGAGUCCCGGAUUCACUGCCAGCAGCAGGUACGGCCUGUCCAGGGAGGGUAAAUACAUCCCUCUUCCCCAGAGGGCUCGAGAGAUCGGCCUGUCUGCCGGCAGAACCGGAGCCUCCGGUCGGUCCACGGCGCCAGCUUCUUCCAGACACCCGCCGCCCAGCUCCUCCUCCCCCAAACCGUCCUCUGACAGGAGCAGCCCGCUGUCCGUCAGAACCGCCUACUCUCCCCACCAGUCGCAGAGCAGUCCGCCGGCCGCCAGCAGCCCACCCUGCACCAAUCACGUCCUCCCACACUCUCUGUCGCAUCCGCAGGCGCUCGCCGACACGACGCGCUCGAACGUCAAUGGAGUCGCAUCGAGAACUUCCCCGAAAUCCCAGAGACUUCAGAGCAACAGAACGCUGCGAACCCCGAACUCCCAGUCCUCUCCUGCAGUCUCUCGCGCUCCGAAACUAGACGCCCCUUCCCAGGACCCCCCCUCGGUCGGUCCCGCUUACCUGGACUCCUCCCCAUCCACCGUCACCACGGCAACCGCCACCACCAAACCCUCCGGCCCCACCCCUCUCUUUCCCGUCGAUGUGAAUGAAAUCCUCAGCACAGCAGCUAAAGAGCGAACUGAAAGUCUGUCCAGUCCACAGGAAGGCAAAAGCAGCAAAGCUCCCUCAGUGCAGCAGAGAUCCCAGCUGGAGGAGCUCCGCAAGUUCGGCAAAGAGUUCAGGCUGCAGCCCAGCUCGUCUCCUUCAUCCAGCCCGGCUUCUGCUGAUCCUCCUCCAGACCACCCUGCUCCUCCGGUGGAGUCUUCAUCCUCGCCCUCACCUGGACCACCCAAACCUGCACAAGAUCUUCAGCCGACUACAGAAACUACAGUUCCCACCACCUCCACAGCUGCUGCGCCGCCUCUUGCAGUGACACCUGGGCCCCAGCCAUCCGGACCUGAGGGGCCACAGCCCGGUUCAGGCCAGCUGACCAUACCAGGCAGCGGGGAGGAAGCGUCUCAGGACGGCAGUGACCGAGCUGAGGCUGCGAAUGUCGCUUCAGCGCAAGUGAAAAACUCGACAUUGAAUCCGAAUGCAAAGGAAUUUCUUCCCAUUAAAGGAAACACAGUGCUGAAGCCGGCGUCAACACCAACCCCGCCUCGACCGACCCCGCCCAGCCCCUCGGUGGUCCUUCCCCCUCCAGGACAGCCAGGAGGCGGAGCCAUCUACAGCAGCCCACCUGGACACUACCUGUCCUACGUCUCCCCCAUCACCCUGCAGGGACACUCCAUCCAGGCUCCUCAGAUGUAUCAGUACACCAUGUCCACGGUCAAUCAGGGCAAAUACCCCCGACCCAAAGGCCCGGUUGUGGGUCAACGUCCAGACCACCACGCCUCCCCGGCCUCCUCCAUGAUCUCAGCUGCAGCCUCGGCAGCAGGACCUCCACUGGUGGCGUCGCCUUACCCCCAGUCCUACCUGCAGUACGGUCAGGUGAUCCAGGCCAUGCCGCCGCACUACCAUGGACAGGUACAGCAGCAGUCAUUCAUGUUCCACACGCCGGUUUACUCGAUGCUGCAGAGCGGUGCGAGGAUGCUGACGUCUGGUGCUCCUCCUCAGCCGAUGGGUCCUCCUGGACCUCAGUAUCCCGGUCAGGGCGAGGGCCCACCAGGGCCCCAACAGGCCAUGUAUGCUCCUCAGUCCUUCUCCCACCACCAGGGCUCCAUCCAUCAUCCUCAGCCCUCCAGCACUCCCACCGGCAGUCAGCCUCCACCCCAGCACACGGCACCCAGUCCUGGACAUGCUCAGGCGUCUCAGAGCGGCCCUCAGCCUCAGUCUUUGUUCCACUCUGGAGGUUUGUCGGCUCCGACGCCCCCUAACCUGCCGCCGGGCCACAGCUCCCCCCAGGCCUCCUACACCAUGCAGGGCUACAGCCUCCAAACCCACCAGCCGCUGCCCCACGGCUUCGCCUCCAUCAGCCAGCUCACACAGGCUCAUGUACCAGGAGGUUUGUCUGGACCUCACCACACCGCCGGCCAUGGCCCGCCGCCCGUCAUGCUGCACUACGCUCCCACUCAGCAGGGCGGCGGCUCCAACCCCCAGCACGGCCCACCACCCCAACAGGGGGCGCCACAACACUUCUACAUCGGACCUCCGCAAGCUGUGCAGGUUCAGGCUCACCCCACCCAGCAGCUGUCCUUCCACCCCUCAGCCAACUGAAAUCCACCUGGACAGCGUCACCCUAACAUUCCCACCUCCUGACGUCAAACUAACUGGCCCUGAUUUUUACCCACAUCUUUUAGAAAAGCAGACGGAGGACA